AACCGUCUCUAGCAAAUCAUCUCUAUCAAUGGCUCUAGUGUCCGUGCGCGAUUUCGAGAAGCGCGCUUCCGAAAUAAUUCCCCUUCAUGCCUUGGAUUACUAUCGAAGCGGAGCCGGAGAUGAGCUGUCCCUCCGGUUGAACCGCAUCUGCUUUGAUCGGCUCCGGAUUCGGCCUCGUGUGCUAAAUAGUGGUGCAUCCCGAGACAUGACGGUGCGACUGUUCGGCGAUGAGUACGCAAUGCCCAUCGGAAUCUCUCCGACCGCUAUGCAGCGAAUGGCGCAUUACGAAGGUGAAGUGGCCAACGCUAAGGCUGCCGCAAGCCGGGGUGUCGCGUUUACGCUCAGCACGAUUGCCACCAGUUCAAUCGAGCAGGUUGCUACCGGAACACCGAAAUCGCCCAAGUGGUUUCAGUUGUACAUUUAUAAAGAUCGAAAAUUGACUGAAAGUCUGGUGCGCCGGGCGGAAACAGCAGGGUUUAAGGCGAUAGUUUUAACGGUCGACGCACCGAUGUUCGGACUUAGACGGCCGGAUAUGCGGAACAAAUUUUCACUGCCACCGCAUUUGAUAUUGGCCAACUUUGAAGGCCGACAAGCGACCGGCGUUCAGAGCCAGGGUGGAUCCGGCAUCAACGAAUAUAUUCGUGAGCAACUUGAUCCAACUUUGUGCUGGGAUGAUGUUAAAUGGUUGGUAAACUUUACCAAGUUGCCUGUAAUCGUCAAAGGGAUACUUACCAAGGAGGAUGCCAUUAUCGCGGUUGAUCUGGGUGUACAAGGCAUCUGGGUGUCCAACCAUGGUGCAAGGCAACUGGAUUCGGUACCGGCUUCGAUUGAAGUUCUACCGGAAAUUGUAGCUGCCGUGGGUCGCCGCAGUACGGUAGUCAUCGAUGGAGGUGUCACCGAGGGCACGGAUGUAUUCAAAGCUAUAGCACUCGGUGCUAAGAUGGUAUUCUUCGGCAGACCGGCUAUCUGGGGCUUGGCAGUAGAUGGGCAACAAGGAGUGGAGCAAAUUUUGGACAUUUUAAAAAAGGAGUUAGAUCUGGCUAUGGCAUUUGCCGGGUGUCAAAGCGUGGCCGACAUCACGAAAAGUCACGUGGUUCACGAGUCUUACUAUGCUAAACUUUAACCAGCCAAUGCACACAGUGGAUUGGAACCCCGAGAUAUGCCACAAUAUUCAAACUUAAUUAUUACAAUUCCUUAUGAGUUGAAACUUUAUGAAUUCGUGUCAUGUGGCGUGUAGAAUUUUCUAUUUUCAAAUAAACAACUUGUUAGAUUGUCACGGGGAAACUGUUAUUA
Messenger RNA from Sabethes cyaneus, 1293 nucleotides. RefSeq lists its product as uncharacterized. The record is from RefSeq and is a predicted model, not a curated record. The transcript is spliced from 3 exons. Gene Ontology annotation, molecular function: oxidoreductase activity; FMN binding. Bases 29 to 1123 code for a protein of 364 amino acids. Lineage: Eukaryota; Metazoa; Arthropoda; Insecta; Diptera; Culicidae.